AUGGACUUGGAGGUCAAGAGAGUAAGGAAGAAAAGGGUGGUGUACAACCAACCAAAGAUUAAAUGUGGAGCCUUGACUAAGGCAAAGGCACAAGGGUUGAGGGAAACGUUGUUGGCCAUGGGGGCCUGGAGGAAUAGUGGGGACGUGAGUAGUAUGUGGACCAUGAUAGCGAACUGCAUUAGGGAAGUUGCUAGAGAGGUGUUAGGUGUGUCAAAGUGUUAUUCGGGAGGCCACAAAGGGGACUGGUGGUGGAAUGAGGAAGUCCAAGGAAAAGUGGAAGCUAAGAAAGAGGCAUAUCUUAAGCUAGUGGGGAGCACUGAUAAGGAGGAGCAAAGGACGUGUAUGGAGCGGUAUAAGUUGGCAAGGAAAGAGGCAAAAUUGGCAGUGAUGACGGCUAAGACUGCAUCUUUUGAGCGAUUGUAUAAGGAUAUUGGGGGCAAAAGAGGCGAUAAAAAUAUGUACAAGUUAGCCAAGAUCAGGGAGAGAAAGGCUUGGGACCUGGACCAAGUGUGGUGCAUCAAAGACGAAGACAGCAGGGUUCUGGUGGAAGAGGCGGAGGACAGGAACAUUGUACUAGGAGAGUUGGAAAACUCAAGGAGUCAGAGGGAUUUUAGGUUUUGUAGGCGUAUUAGAAGCAAGAAGGAUGGUGGCCAAUACGGGAAGAAGAUGCCAGAUGAGUGGUGGUGGAGUUUGAUGAUCCCUUUGUACAAGAACAAAGGUGAUAUUCAGGACUGCAACAACUAUAUGUAUAGGAAAAGGAAGAAGAACUUGCAUAUGGUAUCCAUAGACUUGGAAAAGACUUAUGCUAAAGUCUCGAGAGAGGUCCUAUGGAGAUUUAUGGAGGUUAGCGGUGCCCCAGUGGCCUAUAUUAUAGUGAUUAAGGACAUGUACAAGGGAGUGAAGACUCGGAUUAGGACUGUGAAAAGAGACUUGAAUCAUUUUCCGGUGGAGAUGGGUUGCAUCAGGGAUCAGCUCUUAGCCCAUUUUUUUGCCUUAGCGUUAGAGGCGCUGACUUGA
This is a messenger RNA of Nicotiana tabacum (common tobacco), 1017 nucleotides long. RefSeq lists its product as uncharacterized. The record is from RefSeq and is a predicted model, not a curated record. NCBI's taxonomy places the organism in Eukaryota, Viridiplantae, Streptophyta, Magnoliopsida, Solanales, Solanaceae.